AUGACACCAUCAAGAAUCAACACUCUUGCAACUCCAGCACCGCCUCCUACUCCACCAGUGAUUCUGGUGGCGCCUAGCAGCGGUGGUGGUGGUUCAUCCAGCAAGUGGGUUUUUGUUGGUGUCGGAAUUGGUGUCGUCAUGAUGCCCUCGACAUCGAAUCUGAAGCAAGAAGAAAGGAAUUGGUUGGAUCUCCCAUCCGAUGUAACGGCCAAUAUACUUAAAAGGAUUGGUAUGGUUGACAUUCUUCAGAACGCGCAGAAAGUGUGCACUGCUUGGCGUAAGAUUUGCAAGGACCCUACUAUGUGGAGGGUCAUCAAUAUGAACCACUUACGGAGAGCAAUUCCAGAAGUCUCAGCUGAUAAAAUGUGUAAGCAUGCUGUGGAUAGAAGCCAAGGCCAGUUAGUUGAUAUCACCAUUGUUUCUACUUGUGAUGCUGAACUUCAUCUAUAUGUUGCUGAUAGGUAUGUGAGCUAA
Molecule: messenger RNA, 474 nt
Organism: Helianthus annuus (common sunflower)
Lineage: Eukaryota; Viridiplantae; Streptophyta; Magnoliopsida; Asterales; Asteraceae
Product: F-box protein SKIP19-like
Exons: 2
Coding region: 1-474 (157 amino acids)
Molecular function (GO): protein binding
Source: RefSeq, a predicted model, not a curated record